AUGAAGCAUACCACCUACCUAUGCACAACAACUGCGCUCUUCCUCUUCCUCACCCUCCUCGCACCAUCAUCCUUCCCGCUGUCGUCUUCUUCCCAGGGUUUGGUGGCGGCAGAAGGAUUCUCGUUCUUCAAGAAACAGGCCGUACCAGUUCCCGGUCCGAGCCAAGUCGAUGCAGAAGAGCAAGCAAUUGCCCGACUCAAAGCUCUCAAGUCCUCUUCUUCUUCCUCUUCCCAGCAGGAAAACACCGACGAUAACGCAAACAACAGCAAUAGCAGGAGCGAUAACGACAACGACAGUAACGACAACGACAACGACAAGAAACUGCGCGUCUCGAAGGGCAAGAGGAGAGGAAAGGGUAUUGAGGACUUGUUGAAUGUGGUUGUUGCAGGAUCCUCUUCCAAUCCUCUUCCUGCUGACGACAAUACCAGUAUCGACAACAAUGCGAACACCAAUGAUAACAACGGGAUCAACAAUGACGAGAAGGAUAACAACAACAACAACAACAACAACAACAACAACAACAACCAUAACGCUGCCUCUGAUGCGCGCUCUAUCUCUUCUAUCGAUUCCCACUCUGCAGCAGCAGCAUCAACAGGAGGACAAGAAGGAGGAGCUGCAGAUCCUGCUGCAAACCAAAAGGUCUUUUCUCCGUCCUCUUCAUCGUCGUCGACUCCUCCAAAGAAGAAAAAGAUUGCUACGGGACACGAGGAUGAUAUCAUCCACGAACAUGAUCAUGCCGAUAACGACGCUUAUGAUGAUAUAGUCUGGUACGACGGACCCCAUCGCGACGACGAAGACGAACACGGCGACGAACACGACGACGACCAUCAUGACGACUAUCAUGACGAUGACCACCAUGAUGGAGAGAUGCACUUUGACGACGACCACCACGAUGACGAUGAAGAUCACGGAAACAGCAGCAAGACGAAACAGAGUGAUAUCGUGGCGAACAACUACAACGACCGAGUGAGACGCGAUGCCGGAUCGGAGUCCCUUGAAACCACCCCCGACAAUAUGAGCUACGACAAUAAUAACAACAAUCACCUACAACAGCGGAUCCUGAAUGCCAACGACAACAGCGACAACCCUUCCACGCCAUCUUCUGAUCAACAUCAACACGACCACUAUAAAGGAGCAGAAGGGGGAGGAGAUUCCACGGUCUUUCAUCAUUCAGGAGCCGAGGUCUUGGUAGGCCCCAUCCCACCAGUCGAGUUCUGUCUACGACUCAAGCACGAGUGUGAAUCGACCUGUCACGAGUUCCAAUCGCAGGUGAUGCAUGUCUCGACCACCUGUGCCUUUGGAAGCGUUGCAGAGUUGUUGCUUUGGGGAAAGUGUUGUCAGGUUGGGCAGAUGAACCGGAAGAAGCCAAGUCGCGGGCGUGGACAAGUUCAACAACAGCAGCAGAUCUACAACCAACAACAACAACAGCAGCAGCCAAAUGCUGCCCAAGAUUCAUCUUCUUCAUCCUCGUCUUCGCGUUCGGGGUCGACUAUGUCAAACGAAGAAGCAGCGGCUGCAAAGAAGCGGCAGGACGAACUGGCACAGGAACACUUGCAACUGCAACAGAAACGACACGCAGCACAACUCGAACACGACAAGCAACUCUUCCUUCAACAACAGCUUCAUAACAAAUAG
This is a messenger RNA of Linnemannia hyalina, 1635 nucleotides long. Lineage: Eukaryota; Fungi; Mortierellomycota; Mortierellomycetes; Mortierellales; Mortierellaceae. The record is from the annotation of a GenBank genome assembly.